Messenger RNA from Doryrhamphus excisus (bluestripe pipefish), 2669 nucleotides. Lineage: Eukaryota; Metazoa; Chordata; Actinopteri; Syngnathiformes; Syngnathidae. The record is from RefSeq and is a predicted model, not a curated record.
ACUUGAACUGCUACCUGCUCAACCAUUUACUUGUUUUUUGUAUUUUUAUAUGCACUUUGUCUUUUUGACGUCACGGCGCCGUAAUUCAAACUUCAGGAAGCGUAAAGGAGAAACGGUUUUCCUGUCUGACACACAGACGGAGGAUUUUUACAUCGAAGCGACUAUUCUGUUCAUAAGCCCAACUCCUGUGAGCUGCAAUGACCUCGAAAGGCGCAAAAGACACCAUUGUGGCCAAACUGGGCUUCAAAUCUGGCAGUUCGGCCUCCAAAGCAGAAGCAGAAGUGGAGAAAGUUAAAAGGGAGAAUGCUCACCUCAGGAAAAAGAUUGACGAACUGGCCAAACGACACAUCAGACCGCCCGACUCGGACAAAAGCAAGCUGCUGGAAAGGAUUGUUUCACUGGAGACGCUUCGAGAGAGGCACAAUCAACAGAUUCUGGUCAAAGAGCAAGAAUUGGAAGUUGUGAGACAGCAGCUGAAAGCUGAGGGCGGAGAGGUGGUGGCGGCGCUGCAGUCCCAGCUGGACCAGCGGCGGAAAGAUGCGGAGCAAAGAGACCUGCAGUUUCAGACUCUGUCGCAGGAGACGGAGAACCUGAAAAACAAGCUGGCCACCGUUUCCGCCCGCUGCCAGUCCCUGGAAACACAAGCAGGGAAUGGACAGACGCCCCCCGCAGACCUGGCCUUGGUACAAGACCAGCUGAAAGAUGCGCUGGAGAAGAACCAGCAGUGGCUGGUGUACGACCAGCAGCGGGAGGCCUUCGUUCAGUCGGUCCUGGCCCGAACGCACGAGCUGGAGCAGCAACAGCAGCAGCAGCUCAACCGGGGGGCCAAGCAGCAGGACGCCGCCGCCACAAACGAGGCCGCUUCCGGCCGCUCCGAGAAGGAAACUCAGCUGGUGAAAGAGUUGGAGAAGCAGCUUGAAAGAACGCAGCACGAGCUCCAAACGCAGAAGGAGCAGAAUAUUCAAAGAUGCGCCGAUGUGCAGCACCAAUCUGAACAGGUCGCCAAACUCCAGGAGGAAAUGUCGUCGCUGCAGCGGCGCUUCGACGCCAAGUGCGAUGAGCUGGUGUUCCUCCAGAGGAAGUACAAGGAUUGUGGCAAAGAGCUGGAGGGGGCUCGGGCGCAGCUGCAGACGGAGCGUCUCAGUAACAGACAUGCCGUGUCUGAGGAAAGGCAGGUGUCGUCGGAGCGAGCAGACAGGAUGAGAGCCGAGCUGGAAAGCGCCGACUUCAGACUGGAGGAGGAACGGAAGAGAUCUGCCGAACUUCUUCUUCAAAUCAACCUGCUGCAGAAGUCUCUCCUGAGCCAAAACGAAGACCAGAGGAGGACGGCGGCACUGGAGCAACAGAUCCAGCUCUCUGUCAAAGAUUUUGAGAACGAGAAGCUGGACCGCCAGAGCGUCCAGCACCAACUUCAUAAGGUCCUCAAGGAGCUCCGCAAGGCCCGUGAUCAAAUCGCCAAACUGGAGUCCGCUAAGCAGCCAAACAGUCGCUUCUCGGAGCCCAGCUCGUACAGCAAACUGGAACUCGAGUACUUAGCCAUCGAUGACCCCCGCUCGCCCGCGUCGCCCUCCUCCAAAGCGGGCGGCCUCCUGGACGAGAGCUUCCUGGAGUGCCCCAAUUGUCGUGCCCACUACCCCACCAGCCGCCACCGUGAGCUCCUGGCUCACAUCGACUUCUGCUUGGCCUGAAUACCCUCAACCUUUAUCACGUAAUCAUGACAAAGAAAUCUCCAUUUUUUUUUAGACAGGCGUGUAUUUUUGUCUUAUUUAUUCUUUGGGCUGGUUUUCCAGUGGGCUACCUUCUUUUUAGGGUAACUGUUUUUUUAUAUUUUUAAAUAUAUAUAUCUGUCUUGUAAAUGUUAGCAAUGGUGAUUUUUUUUUUCGUGUAUCAUCAUGGGACAAUAUAUUUUUUGGUGAAAUAUAACUUUGAUAAGGAUAAUUACGCUGUUCCUGCCAAACAAAUAAUUUUUAAAAAUCAUGGCACGACCCUGAAAAUUUUUUUCAGGGUCGUGAAAAAAAAAAUUUUUUUUCAAAAAAAAUUUUUUUUUCAAAAUUUUUUUUGGGGGAAAAAUAUUUUUUUUUUGGAAAAAUAUUUUCAAGGCUGUAACAAAAAAAUGACCAUUAUAUUACAGUUAGCAUCAUCAGACCUUUUUGCUAACUUACAACACAGUUUAAUACUCUUUUUCCCCAUAGUGUGUGUAUGUAUGUAUAUGAGAGUGACAAGGUGAAAAGCUCUGAGCAAUGAUCUUUUUUUUUUUUUUUAAUCAUCAUGGCACAAAGAUAAAGAUCAUCACUCCAUUCCGGCCUCGGUACUAUUUCCAAAAAAUAAUGUCCCAACAUCAUGGAGGCAGCUUGAUAAAAUCCAUCUCCACCUUGACUUGUCAUACCUUUGCAGCCCUGCGAGGCAGCAACAAGAUUGCAUUGAGUUAAUUCCUUGUACCAAACUAUUUAAGGCAGAGGAUUAGCGGCGGUCCUCUCUCGGUCAGAUGUCUUUAUUCCUGCCGCCACCUCGGCAGUUUGACUCUCGGGGAAAGAAGUUUUACAAAUUUUAUUUUGGAGAACUCCAAAAUUUUACUUUGUGUGUAUUUUGUUGUAGUGUACUGUGCAAUAAAGUGGUGGAUCUACUUCAUAACGAUUUUUUUGUAUGCUUUCUCCCAAAAAUAAUGCAAU